Messenger RNA from Yamadazyma jaroonii, 4197 nucleotides. Lineage: Eukaryota; Fungi; Ascomycota; Pichiomycetes; Serinales; Debaryomycetaceae. The record is from the annotation of a GenBank genome assembly.
AUGGUUAGAGGUAAAAGGAGAAUAGCGCUGAGUGAUGACGAAGAUGUGGAAGAUACAUUCAUAAACAACAGUGAUUUGCAACCUACGAGUGCUUUGACUGUGAAUGGAUCCACUGCUGAUUCAAAUUCAUACUCAGACAAUGAAUCCAAUAAUGAUGAUAAUGAACCACAUGAAGACAAAGAAAGUAAUGAUCUGGAUGAUAAAGAAGAGUUUCAGGAUGCUCCACAGAACCCAGAAGUUUCUGAAGGAAGUGAUGUUUCUGAUAAAGAUACCCCAGACAUCUCCAAACAUAACGAAACCCUGGAUACAAGUGAUGAUAUAACAAGAGAAAUGAUUGAACAUCAAGCAUCUGAUGAAUCCAAGACUCAUAUUGAUCCCGAUCACGAGUCUACGGAGAUAAAGGUUGAUGAAAAUCAGGUGAAUGCUGAAGAACACCCAGUAGAACAACCAGUUGAAAACCACGUAGAAACAAAUCAAAAUGGUGAAAUUGAUGGACCUAUACCCACCAAAACACCUAAAAAUGAACCAAGAUUGGUCAUUGAACAGUUGGUUUUAACAAAUUUCAAAUCUUAUGCUGGAAGACAAGUCAUUGGUCCAUUCAAUGCAUCCUUUUCAGCCGUUGUUGGUCCUAAUGGUAGUGGUAAAUCCAAUGUUAUUGAUUCCAUGUUAUUCGUCUUUGGUUUUAGAGCUUCUAAAAUGAGACAAGGAAAAUUAAGUGAAUUGAUCCAUAAUUCAGAAGGUGAAAGAAUGGAAUUCUGUCAAGUUGAUAUCCAUUUCAAUCAUGUGAUUGAUGAUAAUGAAAAUGAAAAUGCAAAGAUUGUAGAUAAUUCUCAAUUAAUUGUUAGUAGGAAAGCUUUCAAGAAUAAUUCAUCCCAAUAUUAUAUCAACGGUAGAACUAGUAAUUAUACGGAAGUUACCACUUUAUUGAAAGAUAAAGGGAUCGAUUUAGAUCAUAAAAGAUUUUUGAUUUUACAAGGUGAAGUUGAAUCUAUUGCACAAAUGAAACCUAAAGCAGAAAAGGAAAAUGAUGAUGGGUUAUUGGAGUAUCUUGAAGAUAUUAUUGGUACUUCUCAUUAUAAAGGUAUGAUUGAAGAAAGUUUGACGAAAAUUGAUGAAUUAAAUGAUAUUUGUAUAGAAAAAUCCAACAGAUUCGAAUUAGUAGAGAAAGAUAAAGAUCAAUUGGAAGAUAAGAAAAAUGAAGCCCUUAAAUUCUUAGAAAUGGAGAAGAAAUUGAUCAAUGCUAAGUCCAUUCAAUUCCAAAUCAGUUUAAAUAAAAAUAAUAGUAAAUUAACUAAAGUUUUACAAAGUUUAGAAGAAUUGAAAGCUGGACAUCAUGAAGAAAUGACCAAAAAUCAAUUAUUGAUGGAAAUUUUACAAGAAAAUCAAAAUAAUCAAAGAUCUUUAACUAAAGAAAUUGGUAAAUUUACUAAAGAAAUCAAUCAUUUGCAAGAAAAACUGAAAGUUUUGAAUAAACAUAUUGUUUCUGUUGAUGAAAAGAUAAAGAAUUUGACAUCAAAGGUGAAAAAAUUAUCUAAGAAUAAAGAAUCUUCCGAACAUUCAUUAUCAAUGGCUAGACUGAAAUUAGAACAAGAAUUGAAAGUAUCAGAAGAAUAUAAAUUAGAACUUGAAAACUUAACUAAUGAAAUGAGUGUUGAAAGAAUCAAAUUAGAUGAAAUCAGAUUGAAAUUGAAGUCAAAAACUUCUGCUUAUACCGAAGAAAUCGAAAAAUUAACCAACCAAUUAGAACCUUGGAAUGAUAAAUUAAAACAAGAAGAUAAUCAAAUCCAAUUAAUUGAUAGUUCUAUUGAUAUUUUAGUUAAAGAAAAAGAAUCUUUCCAGAAGAAACUUGAUAAUGCUAGAGAAAGAUUAAUCUCUAUUAAGAAUGAAGGUAAACAGAAAGAACAAGAAUAUGUUGAAAUACAAAACAAGUUAGAUCAUUAUGAAGAACAAAUCAAACUUGGUGAAGAAACUGUUACCAAUGAAAGGAAAUCAUUAACAGCCACCAAAACCAAAUUGGAUAAUUUUAGAAUGAAAAUUAAUGAAUUGGUUAAUGUGGCUAACCAUAAUCAGAACAAGAAUCGUGUUUUGAAUGGAUUAAGUAAAUUAUCUAAAUCAGGAAGAAUUCAAGGUUUCCAUGGAAGAUUAGGAGAUUUGGGUGUUAUUGAUGAUAGAUAUGAUAUUGCUAUAUCAACUGCAUGUCCAGCAUUGGAUUCCAUGGUUGUUGAUACUGUUGAAACUGCACAAAUAUGUAUUCAAUAUUUACGUAAGAAUAAUUUGGGAUAUGCUAAUUUCAUUUGUUUGGAAAAAUUAAGGAAAUUCAAUUUAUCACCAAUAAAAACCCCUGGUAAUCCUCAAACUGUUAAGAGAUUAUUCGAUUUGAUUACUGCUAAGGAUGAUAAGUUCUUACCAGCAUUUUAUAGUAAAAUAUUCGAUACUUUGGUAGCAUCAAACUUACAAGAAGCAAGACAAGUAGCUUAUGGAGCUAAAAGAUAUAGAGUUGUUACCUUGGAUGGGAAAUUGGUAGAUACUUCCGGUACCAUGUCUGGAGGUGGUAAUUCAUUCCAAAAAGGUGGAAUGUUAUUAGCAUCACAAAAAUCUGUCGAUGUUGAAAUGAUUGAUGAAGACGAAUUAAACAAUGAAAAAGCUAAAUUGAGUGAUAUGGAAAUUAGCUAUGAUAAGUUAGCUAAAGAUUAUCAGAUUAAGUUGGAUCAAUUGAAUAACUUGAAGAAUACCUUGCCCGAUGUUCAAUUAAGUUUAGAUAAAUUGAAAUUGGAUAUUGAAUCUUUAGGAAGUGAAAAACGUGAAGUGUCAACGUUAAUUAAAAGAUUGAUUGAUGAAAGUACUAAUAGUGAGAACACUAAAGAACUUGAAGAUAGAAUCCAACAACAAGAAUCAGUUAAACAGGGCCAUGUUAAUGCACGUAAUGAACUCAAAGAACAAAUGAAAGAUUUAGAAACAAAGAUCAGUGAAUUAGAAGAAAAGAUCAUGGAAGCUGGAGGUGUUGAAUUAAGACUUCAAAAUUCUAAGAUUGAUUCUAUCAAACAAAAAAUUGAAAUCAUUAAUGAUAAGUCCAGUAAUGAUAAGAUAUCUAAACGUAAAUUAGAGAAUGAGAUCAAAAAACAUACUAAAAUAGUUGAGGAGAAUUCCAUCGAAAUUACCAAUGUAGAACAAGAAUUAUCCGAGAUUUCCAAUACUGAUAACUCUAAACAACAAGAAUUAGAUGAAAUCAAUACUACCAUUGCUAAAUUAGAAGAUGAAAAAAUUGAAGUGGAGAAUAAAUUGACGGAAAUCAAAGCCGAACAUGAAAUAAAACAAAAGGAAGUUAACCAGUUCAAAUCAUUGGAAAUUGAAUUCAAUAAUAAGUUGGAGCAAUUGACUAAUCAAGAGAAUUCUUUGAAAUCAAAAAUCACCAAUAAUGAAAUCAAUCUUGAUUCUUUAAUCGUAAGAGAAUGUUCCGAAUAUAUCCAUUGGCUUCCCGAGGAAGAACAAGUUAAAUAUAAUUCAACUAAUAUUGAAAAAUUAACUGACGAAGAUAUUGAGAAUAUCAAUUUUGAUGAUAUAAAUGAAGAAAUCCAUACUAUUGAAGAAUAUAUGAAGAAUGUCAAAGUUGAUAUCGAGAUCUUGAAAGAAUACGGUAAUAAAUUACAAGAAUUUGGUGUCAGACAAACAGAAUUGAAUCAAUCUAUUAGUUCAAGAGAUGAAAUCAAAAACCAUUGUGAAGAAUUGAAACGUAAAAGGUUAGAUGAAUUUAUGGAAGGUUUUAAUACUAUCUCAUUAUCAUUGAAAGAAAUGUAUCAAAUGAUUACUAUGGGAGGAAAUGCUGAAUUAGAAUUAGUCGAUAGUUUAGAUCCAUUCUCUGAAGGGAUUUUAUUCAGUGUUAUGCCACCAAAGAAAUCAUGGAAGAAUAUUUCCAAUUUAUCAGGAGGUGAAAAGACUUUAAGUUCUUUAGCCUUAGUAUUUGCCUUACAUAAAUUCAAACCAACUCCACUUUAUGUUAUGGAUGAAAUCGAUGCUGCUUUAGAUUUCAGAAAUGUUAGUAUUGUUGCCAAUUAUAUUAAGGAAAGAACUAAAAAUGGUCAAUUCAUCGUCAUUAGUUUGAGAAAUAAUAUGUUUGAGUUAGCCAAACAAUUGGUGGGUAUUUAUAAAGUUAGUCAUAGAACAAGAAGUAUUUCUUUAAAGAAUAAGGAAUUCUUGUAG